This is a messenger RNA of Cryptomeria japonica (Japanese cedar), 2114 nucleotides long. RefSeq lists its product as uncharacterized. The record is from RefSeq and is a predicted model, not a curated record. Bases 811 to 1350 code for a protein of 179 amino acids. The transcript has 2 exons. NCBI's taxonomy places the organism in Eukaryota, Viridiplantae, Streptophyta, Pinopsida, Cupressales, Cupressaceae.
AGUGGAAAAAACUUUCAUUAUUUAUGUUUUCUCAUUUGUGAUUAACUGAUACGUGCGGAGGAGAGUGAUUCGGGAUAACUCCGAGGGCUGAGAAGGCCCCAAGCCAUGAUCGGACGGCUGGGAGGGCUUGUUUGCCUCGGGUUUUUGCUAGGAAGGAACGAAGGAAUAUGUGGAACAUGGGCUUGGCGUACAAGGAAUUGCGUCCGUGUUCAAGUAAUUACCUCCACAAAGAAUUUCACUUCAACUUUUCUUUUGACUCGUUAAAAGGUUUUUGCGACGCCAAGAAAUUGUCUGUCAAUACCCAAGAUUCGAGACGCCUUUUUUAUUAGCUUUUUGUGUUGCAGAAUUUGUAUCAGAUUGGGAAUUGAGCAGAGGCCUCCGUGGGGCUUGUUCUUGCCAAUUUAAUUCAAUACUUUUGGGCAGGCAUUGGGUGGAAUUUGUGGGGGCAGCUUUUGAUUCAUGGGCCUUGGAAGAGGGGAAAUUUGGUUAUUUGGUGGAAAUUUUGUAGGCCUGGUAGAAGUAGAAGGUGUUUGGUAAAGAAAGAAUCUUGAACAGAUUUGUUGGCGUUUUGUCAUUUGGGAACUGUAAUUUUUUUUCUUCUUCAGAAGCAUAAGUGGGGAAAGUAAAUCCGGAGGAAAAUUUAUGUUGGGUAUUUGAAAUUUCUUUGUUAGCCUGAAGAAAGACUCAAGCUUUUGUUUGGUUCAGUUAGCAUACGGUGCAUUUUUUAAUUCUGAUUGGUUCUUCUGUUGAGGAUUGUGUGUUUUGAAUUUGGCUUUCACCCUGCAAAAAUUAGUUGUGGCUUGAAUCACAAUGGCAUUGGCAUUCACCAAUCUCCCAAAUUGGCUCUGGGGCCAAAAGAAGCAGGAGACUACAAUGGCCUCCUCCUCCUCUUCUUCUUCAGCUUCAUCUUCUGUGCCAUCAUCCCCCUUUGGAAUGGGUGAGAUGGUGAAGUUUCCGGCAAUGAGGGAGGCUCGAGGGCCCCCAAGAAGAGGAAGAAGGAAAUUUCAGAAGCGGAGCGAGAGGAGAAGGGAGAGGGAAUAUGAUGUGGUGGUGGUGCCAUCUGAUGGGGGGUGCAUUUCAGGGUCGGAGUCAGAUGACUCAGAUUGGUCCAUUGGAUGGUUUGAGCCUCAUGGGCCUGACUUCUCCAGUGAAAAUGAAUCAGAGAACAGUUUUGCAGUUUUGGUGCGUUGCUAUGGUCUACCUCCUUCAGAAUCCAUGCCUUUGCCUUCUGGUGUAGACACUCCCGAAACUCAACUCUUGGAAGCAAUCAUCUCCAACCUCUCGAAUGGCUACUCUGAUGACAGUAAAAGAUACAUGGACGAAUGGUUGUCAUCUCAGCAUGAAUAUUGAACAUGAGUUUAUGAUAAAAAAACCAGCACACCCUGAAAUUUGGUAGCAGAUGUAUAUAUUGGAAGGCAUGUAUUUGUUGUAUGCUCUUGAGCUUACUUGCACCGUAUGAAUGCCUUCUAUUAAUUUAAUGAAUAUGAAGGACUUGGUUGCAUUCCUACAUUUCCUAUAUGUACAGAACAAAUGUAGAUGUGGCAAUGGCAUUUGCAGUAUGAGGUACAGAAGUAGUAAUACAGAGAUGGGUUAAGCGGAUCAGGAAUGAUAGAAGCUACUUUCUGCCACAUGAAUAUAUAUACAAGUUUGACGCCUACUUAAUAUUUUGACUAACUGUGUUCAUAGCAGCUCAAUCAGUGGCUAUGUUGUUACUGCAAACAAGCUUCAAGGACGUUUUGUGUCUAAAGUGGAUUUGUGACUCUUAUCCAGUUCUUGAAGGCAGGAUUCAACAGCAUCUGACCAGAGUUGUGCUUUUUUAACCGAUUCUUGAGAGCAGGAUUUUGCUAGCAUAUGACAAUUAAUUCACAAAGAGACUAUCUGGGAGGACAUAUGAUUGAGCCCUCAUUUUCAAUUAAGAUGAGGGAGUAUUAAGAGCCAAUUUUGGCUUUCCUCCCAUCUGGGAGAUCAUAUGGGUGAAUCUUAUUAGUAGCUAUUAUUUUGUAAAUUUGUAAAUAUGAUGUAUAUUAUCAAUGUGGGCAUCCUAGUGUGUGUUGGGUGUGCACUGAUACUUAGCAUUCAUAAAGAAAAUUGGAAAAAAAGAGGAAAAAGAGGGA